Agrilus planipennis (emerald ash borer) is the source of this 1105-nucleotide messenger RNA. It is a transcript of the gene Sirt4, whose product is annotated as NAD-dependent protein deacylase Sirt4. The record is from RefSeq and is a predicted model, not a curated record. Bases 82 to 1023 code for a protein of 313 amino acids. NCBI's taxonomy places the organism in Eukaryota, Metazoa, Arthropoda, Insecta, Coleoptera, Buprestidae. The transcript is spliced from 3 exons. Gene Ontology annotation, molecular function: NAD-dependent protein lysine deacetylase activity; NAD+ binding.
AAAAUACAAUAUAAUUAUUAAUAUAACCUAUAUAAGACUUAAUCAGUUUUAAUUUAAUGAAAUAGUAAAUAUUGGAAAAUCAUGAUUACCAAAGUUAUGAUCCAAAACAACCACCUAUUUCUAAAAUUUCUCGUAUAUUUACAUCGAAAAUACAGUUCAAAUGUAUAUAAAUUUGUACCUAAACACCCCCCAUUAGAAAAAUGUGAUAUUAAACGUUUGGAAGACUUUAUUGUAAAUUCUAGCAAGUUGCUUGUAUUAACAGGAGCUGGGAUUUCAACAGAAUCUGUAGGAAUUCCGGAUUACAGAUCAGAAGAAGUGGGAUUAUAUGCCAGAUCAAAUCACAAGCCUAUGACUUAUCAGGAAUUUUUGACUUCUGCCUAUGGUCGAAAACGUUAUUGGGCAAGAAGCUACAUAGGAUGGGAUAGAUUUUCUUAUUGUCAACCAAAUGCUACACAUAUUUCACUUCGUAAUCUAGAACUUGACCAUUAUAAAAUUGAUGUUAUAAUAACACAAAAUGUUGAUAGGCUUCACACCAAAGCUGGCAGCAUUAAUGUUGUAGAACUUCAUGGGACGCUUUAUGAAGUAAUAUGUUUAAGUUGCCAUAAAAAAUACUGCAGAUUUAAAAUUCAAGAGCAAAUGAAAAAAUUAAACCCUAACAUCAGAGAAUUUGCAACUAUGGUCAGACCUGAUGGAGAUGUUGAUAUCUCAGAGGAUCAAAUAAAACAAUUUUUAGCACCACAGUGUGAAGAGUGCGGUGGCAUUUUAAAACCAGAUGUGGUUUACUUUGGUGAUAAUGUUCCUAGAGAAAGAGUUAUGAAAGUAACACAAGCUGUAACAAACUCCGAUUCUUUGUUAGUACUGGGCUCUAGUUUAUCAGUAUAUUCGUCAUACAGAAUAGUUCUGCAGGCUGCAGAAGAAAAGAAAAACAUUGCUAUAGUUAAUAUUGGUCCAACCAGAGCAGAUCAUUGUGCUCAUCUAAGAAUAUCAGCAAAAUGUGGCGAAAUAUUACCCAAAAUAUGUUAAUAGUACAAAUAUAGAGGUCAUUCGUUUUUAAUAUUAUAUAUUCUAUUUUAUUACUGUAUUCUAGUUAUAUAUUAUUGACUAA